Gigantopelta aegis is the source of this 2334-nucleotide messenger RNA. RefSeq names its product transmembrane protein 250-like. The transcript is spliced from 2 exons. Lineage: Eukaryota; Metazoa; Mollusca; Gastropoda; Neomphalida; Peltospiridae. The coding region runs from base 309 to 773 and encodes 154 amino acids. The record is from RefSeq and is a predicted model, not a curated record.
AUUACGACAAACUAAAGUGGGUAUUAAAGUGACAAAACCAGUGGUAGUUCGACAGAGAAAUCAUGUUUCUUUGAAGAGGAGUGUGUGUCUUUCAUGAUGACAUGACAUUGUUUUAAAAAUAAAUCUUGCCCUUUUAUUUCUUUUGAGAUUUGGAAAACGUGAUCACUUCGAACAGAUCAGCACAGCUACCACCAAGCAGACAAUAAACUUGUACCACCAUCAUCCACUAAACCAGCACCACCAGUGUCUGAUGGAACCAUUGGUGGUACACAGUCGGAGUGGACUACCCCAUCACCUUACUGCAGACAAUGGAAGACACCACUGCAUCAUCACCUGAAAAACGAGUCUGUUGUAACGGUCCCAUGUUUCCCUUACCGAGGAAAAUUCGCUCAAUCCAGGGGCCGCACUGCACCUGCCUGAUGACAUCAGAGACGUACCUGAAACGGUUCUCACACCGGGGCAACACGGGUUUGGGUGAGAACCACUUCCACAAGUCAAUCAUCUACAUCCAGUUCCGCUUCUCGAUGUACCUCAUGUCGGGCCUCGUGUCCAUGUUCUGUCUGGCCGUGCUAGGCAUCAUGUUCCUGCUCGGAUACGGGUUCACGUACCUCUGUCUGCGCUUCCAGUACAAAGUGACGCUGUUCCUCAUCCUCCUACAGAGACAGCCCUUUGAGCUGAAGGUUUUCAACGACUUAAUCAUCUUCCUGUUGCACAUCUGCUUGAUUCUGAUUGGAGGGUUUGGAUAUAUAUCUGUUCUUUUCAUUGAGCUGUGAUUUACAGUCUGAUCUCUGAAAAUGUGUCUGCGACUCGCUUAAAGGCAUACUGUCACGGAUUUAAGGACCUUAAUUUCUCUAAAAAUGGAUAAUAAAUAAAAAUUACAGUAAUUGUUGGAAACCAAAUCUAGCUAUUGCAUCACCGUAACUGAACCAUGAUGGAGUGAAAUCCAAGUCAACCCUCUCAGCAAUUUUAGUAUUUGAAUUAUGGACCAUUGCCAUAAUUCAAUUAUUUUUACAAAAUAUUAAUAAAUGGAGUAUGGUGGUUAUGAAAAUGGUUGAAUAGAGUACAUUCAGGAACAAAUCAAAUUAUUUUUGUUCAGGUAAUACUUUGUUAGACCAUUAAAUAGGUCAGUGGUCUGUGACGAUAUGCCUUUAAGUUGAAUUUUUUUUAUUUUGUUUUAAAGAAAUAUAAUACAGUCAUCUUGUCUCCAGUAUCUCUUUAUGUUUCUUUCAGCCAUUGUCUUCUUCAGAAUAUUGGAGCAGUAAUAUCUCUACCACAUUUACAACAUAUAUUUUACAAAUAAAAAAACCUAUUUUUGGUGUUUUUUGUAUCUUGAUGUGGCAACAUAAGAAUACAAAAUACAUGUAUCUUGUUAUAUAUAUAUAUAGAUUGUAUAAUUUGCAUAAUGUUUAAAGGGCAGUACACGUAUGUGUUACAAGUAUUCUUUUAAUACCUACGAGUAUAGGGCAUUUUUUUUAUUCACUUCAAAACAGUGGUGUUGUGUUGUGUUGUGUUGUGUGUACUGUUUAUAUUUUUAGUCUUAAUAACAGUGUCAAAAAUUACCUGAUUAUAAAACUGCCAUUUUUAAAAACAUUAUUACUGUUAAAAUAACAUCACCCUUUUAAUAUUAUGUUCAUUUACCUAUCAUUUAUUAGAGUUUUGCUAGGUCUAGACUGCCAACUGUUACGACAAAGUUGACCAACUCGACAGUUGUGUAAAUUUCUCAAUUCCAGACUUUACGAUGGGUGUUGCCAGAUUAACAACUAAUGGGUUAUACGAUGAGAAUCAAGAUACAUAAGAGUGCUAAGACCAGCAAAUGGACAGUCGUAAAAGUUGUGAGAGCAGAAUGUUGGCCAACUUUGUGCUGGCAGUUCAUAGUCUGAGCCUAGCAUUUGACAAGUGAUGAGCUGCAUUCCACUAUAGUAAAAUGUUGGCAAAAACCUACAUUUACUGAGUCGUUUUUCACCAACAAAUAAAUUUUGUAAGCAUAUAUUUCUGAUCUUGUCAGGUCAUGGUAGUGUCAUGAAACAAAACCAACUUCUUUUUUGUUGUCAUAAUUCAUAUAUACUUUUCUAUUGUAUAUUUUUCCUCAAAUGUUUGGUAACUAGAACACAUUUGUGUGAAUAUAUUUUCCUUUUAAAAUUCUUUAUAAUAUGGAAAUGUUCUACCUGUAUUUCCAAGCUUUGCCUAAUACCUUUUUUUCUGUUUUAAUUAUACAUUUUUGUACUCUUCUAAACUUCACAAGCAAGUGAUAUCCAGUACAUCUAUAAACAUGUACAGUUUGUAUAUAAAUUUGUAAAAUAUCUACAUGCUGUCAAUAAUAAAUUUAAACUCACU